AUGGCGGAAGCCGCCCCCAAGCGCCCGCGCGUAGGGAGCUGGUCAGCCAAUUGUUUGAAUCAAGGCUGCCGAAGCGUGCAGAGCUUCCGGAAGCUGAACCGCAUCGACGAGGGCACCUACGGCGUCGUGUACCGCGCCUGUGAGGUUGAGACCGGCGAGGUCGUUGCCCUGAAGCAGUUGAAGCUUACGGCGGUGAAGUCGGAGGAUGGCUUCCCUGUGUCGUCGAUCCGCGAGAUUUCAAUUCUCCUCGAGAUCCAUCAUCCCAACAUCGUGCAAUGUCGCGAGGUGGUGGUGGGGAAUACCUUGCAGCACGUCUUUAUGGCUAUGGAGUACGUGGAGCACGAGCUCAAGGUCUUGCUGGUACAACACGCCUUCGCCGUGGCGGAACAGAAGUGCUUGCUGCGGCAGCUGCUCGCGGGGGUGGCGCACCUCCACCUGAACUGGAUCGUGCACCGAGACUUGAAGACCUCGAACAUCUUGCUGGACAGGAAUGGGAUCUUGAAGAUCUGCGAUUUCGGCCUCGCGCGCCACUUCGGAGAGCCCCUGCGUCCCUAUACCCAGGGAGUGCAGUCCCUUUGGUACAGAGCACCUGAGCUUUUGCUGGGUGAAAGGACCUACAGCAGUGCCAUCGACCUUUGGAGCAGUGGCUGCAUCUUCUCCGAGAUGCUUCUGCGACGCCCCGUCUUCGAGGGCCGUGCGGAGCUUCAUCAACUGGGCCUGAUCUUCGGGCUGGUGGGUCUGCCGGACGAGGAGUCUUGGCCGGGCUGCAGCCAGCUGUCGAACUGGAAGGCGACUGAGAGCUUCAAAGAGAUCUUCGAGCCUGGCUGGCGCGAGCUCUUCGCCUUUCCACCGGAGGGUGCACUGUCAGAGCUGGGGCUGGUGUUGCUGCAAGGGCUUCUGGAGUGUUGCCCUGAGAGGCGCUUGGCAGCUGCUGCAGCAGUCGAGCAUCCUUACUUUCAGGAGGCGCCGCAGCCACAAGAGCCUGGCAUGCUUCCGACCUUCAAGGAGUCCAACACGCUGACGCGGCACCAGUCCCGAUGA
This is a messenger RNA of Durusdinium trenchii, 1041 nucleotides long. NCBI's taxonomy places the organism in Eukaryota, Dinophyceae, Suessiales, Symbiodiniaceae. The record is from the annotation of a GenBank genome assembly.